Messenger RNA from Atta colombica, 1271 nucleotides. RefSeq lists its product as uncharacterized. The transcript has 2 exons. The coding region runs from base 78 to 563 and encodes 161 amino acids. NCBI's taxonomy places the organism in Eukaryota, Metazoa, Arthropoda, Insecta, Hymenoptera, Formicidae. The record is from RefSeq and is a predicted model, not a curated record.
GAAUCAAUGGGACCAAGAUCUUGCAAGUUUAGUGAUCAAUAACAAUCAAUUUAUUAAGGAAAUCAACUGGACCAAUAAUGAAAGGCAGACCAAGAGGAUCGCUUCUAAGACUCUUGAUUCUCAUUCUGACGACGGUGGAUCAGCUGAUGAUAGUCUUGACGAUUCAUCAUGGUCAUCGAGUCUCAAGGAGGAUCCAUCUGCCACGUGCGAUGGAGGCUACCAAGAAGUUUCUCUGCAGAGAGCCCCAAUCAAGAGCUUAUAAUCUGAGGGAUCUGGUGCAUAGUAUGCAACCAAGCGAGAGCGUGAAUCAGCCGGUGUACAUUGUGGUGAAGAAGUGCGACAGCCACUCAGGCUGCUGCGUUAGCCCCGAUCUCAGCUGCGCGCCGAUACCAUCGUCGAUCUAUCAUGAGAACAUGGAGGUCGAGGUUUGGAGCCUGUUGACGAAUAGCACGAGGAGGGUAUGGAUCAGGAUCGAGCAGCAUGGCAGGUGCAGUUGCGAGAUCAGUAGUGCUAGUGAGAGACUUAGAGAGGAUACUCGGCCACCUAGUAUACAGAUUCUUUGAUCAUUGAAGUUCGUUGGAACCUAGAGUCAGUGCUGAAGUAAAGAACUGCAGUAGAUCGAUCAGCAGUUGACUGAUUAUCCUGUAUUUCGAUUGACAAAGGAGCUGGAAGAAUAAUGUGGAGUGUCAAUUAAAGUUACUCAAAAUUACCCGGGAUUCAUUUUUUAAGAUUUUUAUUUGUAUACACUUUAAUUUCUUAAGAUUUCCUUAAAAUUGCGUGAUAGAACGGAGAUUAAAAAUGCGACAACACUAGUUUGCUCAUCAAGAAUUUUUAAUAUACAGUGCAAUAUUACAAAAAAAACUGAUAUAAAGUGUUGAUAAAUUGUAGUUGAGAGACUGAGAACAGCUUUUAUAAUUAAUAUUCGACUUAUCUAUUCCGUUGAUGGCAGAAAAUAAGAAGCGAUAAAGUGAAAUUAGUUAGUAGACACUAUACGGACUUUAAUACUCCAAAUUAGCUUAAUUAACAAAUCUAAUUAAGAAAUUAAGAACUAAUAGAAAAUACAAAGAAAGUCACUCAAUAAAUGAUUGUGAUUGUGAAGGAUUAUCAUGAAGAAUACUUUGAAUCAUUAUUUGGAUGAGCGAGAAAAAGGAAACGAAUUAAAUAGAUAAAUUAAAAAAUUUAAAGAUCCAAUUUCGGUGACCAAUUUUCCGAAAAAAAAACUUCGGUCCUUCAGUCGACGAAGAUUUAUGUUUUAUAUAUAAAUAUCUUAU